Molecule: messenger RNA, 438 nt
Organism: Nicotiana attenuata
Lineage: Eukaryota; Viridiplantae; Streptophyta; Magnoliopsida; Solanales; Solanaceae
Exons: 2
Coding region: 1-438 (145 amino acids)
Source: RefSeq, a predicted model, not a curated record
AUGGAGGUGAGUCUCCGAAAUGGUAGAGACCUAGAUCUGGAGCAAGAAAUUGCUCGUGAAAGUAGACCUACUGAGACACUGGUGCCAGUACCCAUUGAGAUAGAUGAUUCAGCAGGGUUAACUAAGGACUUGAUGUCCCACAAGUUCAACUUUCAAGACUUGGCCACGGUUACACUGAAUCAGACCUGCAGUGUUGUUGUGACGAGACCCAUAGCUGAGAAGCUGUCUGACCCAGGGAGUUUCACAAUCCCAUGCAUAAUAGGUAACUAUACAUUUGCUAAGGCACUGUGUGAUCUAGGGGCAAGCAUAAACCUUAUGCCCCUAGCUAUCUACAAAAGGCUAGGUAUUGGGAGGGCUAGACCCACGUCCAUGUUACUACAGCUGGCUGACCGGACAAUGAAGAGGCCCUCUGGUAUUCUUGAUGAUGUAUUAGUAUAG